CACACAUACACACACCGGGAAACCUCCGUACCGAACUAUCACGCACACCCUCACACGGGAGUGGAUAUGUUGGCAAGUUUUGGAAUUUAACCAUGGCAUGGAUAUCUAAACCAAAGAUCACUUGAACUGGUCUCCUGACACUCAGUGGCACUGUGGAUGAUGCGCUGGAUGACCGCUCAUAUUGGAGAGGAGAGCACUGACGAUCAAUAGGAACUAUUUCUCUCUCCCUUUCUCCCUACCCCUGUUCAAAAAGCAUCCAGACUCGUUCAAUUGCACAGGCAGCGGUGACUGUGGUUUUAGGACGGAGUGGGACAGGCGGCCAGCCUUGCCUCGUUUUUGAAGUUUACAGACAUGUGGCCUCCCCAGGGGCCAGUGGGUGUGCUUAACCCAGGGAGGAUGCUUCUUCUUGGGCUUCUAGUUGUCAGUGUGCCCCAGGGCCAGUCCCGGAUGGCCCCGGAGCCUUUCAAGACCUUCUCGCCGUCCGAGUGGGGGCUGACGCACCUGGCCAUCCACAACAAGACGGGCGAGGUUUACGUAGGUGCGGUCAACUGGAUCUUCAAGCUGUCGAGCAACCUGACCAAGCUGCGCAGUCACAUGACCGGUCCCGUGGUGGACAACGAGAAGUGCUACCCCCCACCCAGCGUCCAGUCCUGCCCCCACGAACUGGCCCAGACCAGCAACGUCAACAAGCUGCUGCUGGUGGACUACUCCCAGAACCGGCUCAUCGCCUGCGGCAGCACCUCUCAGGGCAUCUGCCAGUUCCUGCGGCUGGACGACCUCUUCAAGCUUGGCGAGCCGCACCACCGCAAGGAGCACUACCUCUCCAGCGUCUCCGAGUCCGGCACCAUGUCCGGGGUCAUCAUCUCGGACGACUCGGGCAGCAAGCUCUUCAUCGGCACGCCCAUCGACGGCAAGUCCGAGUACUUUCCUACGCUGUCCAGUCGCAAGCUGAUGGCCAACGAGGAGAACGCCGACAUGUUCAGCUUCGUCUACCAGGACGAGUUUGUCUCCUCGCAGCUCAAGAUCCCCUCGGACACGCUCUCCAAGUUCCCCGCCUUCGACAUCUACUACGUCUACGGCUUCAGCAGCGAGCAGUUCGUCUACUACCUGACGCUGCAGCUGGACACGCAGCUGACCUCGCCGGACGCCAGCGGUGAGCAGUUCUUCACCUCCAAGAUCGUGCGCCUCUGCGUGGACGACCCCAAGUUCUAUUCGUACGUCGAGUUCCCCAUUGGCUGCACCAAGGAUGGCGUGGAGUACCGCCUCAUCCAGGACGCCUACCUCAGCAAGCCCGGCCGACAGCUGGCCAACUCGCUCGGCGUGUCCGAGCAGGAGGACGUCCUGUUCACCAUCUUCUCGCAAGGCCAGAAGAACCGCGCCAAGCCGCCCAAAGAGUCCGUACUGUGUCUGUUCACACUGCGCCGCAUCAAGGAGAAGAUCAAGGAGAGGAUCCAGUCGUGCUACCGUGGAGAGGGCAAGCUCUCACUGCCCUGGCUACUCAACAAGGAGCUGGCCUGCAUCAACUCGCCGCUGCAGAUUGAUGACAACUUCUGCGGCCAGGACUUCAACCAGCCCCUGGGCGGCACGAGCACCAUCGAGGGCAUCCCGCUCUUCCUGGACAAGGACGACGGCAUGACCUCGGUGGCCGCCUACGAUUACCACGGCAACACUGUGGCCUUUGCCGGCACGCGCAAUGGCAGACUGAAGAAGGUAAGGGUCGGCUCUUGUGGUGACGUAUAUAUCUUCCUCUCUGCUCUGUUGGGCAGCAGCGGUCAUUACACAUGGAGACUAUCGCCAUCGCCUCACUACCUUCACCAGCAACCCAGCAGUCACAGCCUGUUGGCUUAG
Alosa sapidissima (American shad) is the source of this 1848-nucleotide messenger RNA. Its product is annotated as plexin-A1-like. The coding region runs from base 352 to 1848 and encodes 498 amino acids. Gene Ontology annotation, biological process: semaphorin-plexin signaling pathway involved in axon guidance; regulation of cell shape; negative regulation of cell adhesion. The record is from RefSeq and is a predicted model, not a curated record. Gene Ontology annotation, molecular function: semaphorin receptor activity; protein binding. Lineage: Eukaryota; Metazoa; Chordata; Actinopteri; Clupeiformes; Clupeidae. The transcript is spliced from 4 exons. Gene Ontology annotation, cellular component: semaphorin receptor complex.